Messenger RNA from Purpureocillium takamizusanense, 498 nucleotides. RefSeq lists its product as uncharacterized. NCBI's taxonomy places the organism in Eukaryota, Fungi, Ascomycota, Sordariomycetes, Hypocreales, Ophiocordycipitaceae. The coding region runs from base 1 to 498 and encodes 165 amino acids. The record is from RefSeq and is a predicted model, not a curated record. The transcript has 2 exons.
AUGGUCUCUACCACACUUCCCGUUAUCUCUCUUGCCGCUGCUGUCGGUCUACUCCAGAUGUGCCCUGCACCAUUUAUCACCGAGGCAAUCUGGUCAGGCAUCGCUGCUGGUGUGGUCGGUGGCACCCUGGGUGCCGGUGCAACCAUGUGCGCGAAGUAUUGCCCUUCGCCCAAGCUUCGCCGCCAUGCCGCCUCAUUCAACACCCUCAUGGCCCGCGACUAUCCCCCUGGCGUCUCUCAGGAGUCCAUCGACCAAUGCACUCAGCAACUCAACGAGCAAAAAGACAGGGGAAUCCAGGUCUUUUUCACCAAUGUUGAUGAUGCCACGGUGGAUAUUGAUCAUCUUCCUCCCGCUUGCAUGAAUCUCGUUACCGUUCUGAGCGGUAACCCUGCCCAGGCCGGCGGCCCGGUCCCGAUCCCAAUGGGUAGCGACAAGGUGCAGUUCAGGAACCUGACCCCUGAGGACCGCCAGAAUCUCGGCCAUGCUCUCGGAGCUUGA